Messenger RNA from Paramecium sonneborni, 1609 nucleotides. Lineage: Eukaryota; Ciliophora; Oligohymenophorea; Peniculida; Parameciidae. The record is from the annotation of a GenBank genome assembly.
AUGAGUUAUAUGGAAAUAUUAUCUAUGCAAAAAAGCUUCCUUGAUAAAAAUGGGUAUUUAAGUAUUUAAUAUGAUAGAAUAAGUUUAGAUGAUUAUAGGAAUACAUUUAUUCGAAAAACCUACACUCUUCUGCUUUUAGAAUACAUUGUAAAUAUAAAUUUUUAUUUCUAAGUGUUUUUGUGGAGUAUCUUUAUUAGGAAAAUAUAUAUAUUAAUAUGAGAAAUAAUGGAUUUUCUGGUGUCUUGUGAUAAUAUGUCAACUAUGUCAUUUUUAUUUUGAAUAUAGUGCUUCAGCGGCAGAAAAUUAAAAUAAAAAAAUUUCUAAUAUUGUAGUAAGUGUAAUUUACUUGUGUUGUGGAAGUUUUGCAUUUUUAUUUCUUUGGACACUCCUUGGUGUCAAUUUUGGAGAUUAAUUAUGGAGAAUAUAUCUGCAAAUAGGUGGUGUAAUUUUAUUACUCAAUUUUUAUGCAAACAUGACCAAUACACACUUUUAAGGAGAAGGUAUAAAUAUAUAAUUGAAUUUAGAAUGUUGGUUAAUUGUUUUAAUAACCCCUAUUACGAUUGAAUUAAUAUUAAAUAUAUUUAUUGGAAUAUAUUCCCCAUUAUUCUAGACUUUUGUUACAAUGAUAAUAACAUGGUUAAGCUCAUUUAUGCUGUAAAUUACAUAAAAAUAAAAAUUGUAAAAAGAAGUAAAUUUAUAUAAAUAAUUUAAUAUUUUAGUUUACUUUUGAUGAAAUUUAAGUGUUAUGUUGUAUAUUGUUAGGUGUAUAAUUUUAGUUGUUAGUGAGUUUGACUAAAUCAAUUAUAAAAAAUUAAAAUUCCUAAAAUGAUCUCAGUAUUGCUAGUUACGAAAUUAAGUUAAAAUAUUUUAAAUAAAUAUCUGCAACUUAUUCAAUUAUAAUCGUAAUUUUACAAAUUUCUUUAAUGUAUGGAUGUGGAUAUGAACCUUAAUGUUUUUCACACUUUUUAAUUAAAUACAAUAACGAAGAUUACUCAUUUUCUGCUUUAUUUUGGGUGAGCUUAUCUUUUUCUCUAAUUUUAUACCCUUUAAUAUUGAUAUUCCAUCGAAGAAUUAAUUAUGUAUAUCUAAAUUGAUAUCUAGAUAAUUAAAUGGAUUUUAGUUUUAAUAGAAAUUAUUUUCUAUUCCUUAAUCCUAAUAGGCAUAACAAGUUUUAUGGUAUUGCAAGAUAAAGUAACUAAUGAUAAUUUUGAAAUGAACCAAACUUAAUUAAGUGAAUAUCUAUUAUGCAUUGCACUUAGUAUGUUUACCGGAAUUGGAAUUGGUUUAGAAGCAUAUUCGUUUAUUAAAAAAGAAAAUAUUGAAAAUAAAAAAGCAUUCCUUUUUAUGAUGAUUUGCCCAAUUAUCAUUUUCAUAAGUUAGAUUUAAUUUUCUAUAAUACAAUUUGAAGCUCUAGUCAUUGCUUAUAUCAUAGGAAUAUUAGUUAUUUUUGUUGCUUAUUCUGUUGUGGUGUUACUUGAAAUAAAUUGGUAAUUAAAUAAAGACAGCAUAGAUAUUAAUGCUAAAGAAUAUUAAUUAGGAGCUAUGCUUAUUUAUUAACCAAUUUAAACCAUUAUUGCAAGAAUAUGUACAUUGUUUAUAUGAUUCAAAU